AUGUGGAACCCGCUCAAGAAAACAAAGAUCUACAAUCUUUAUGUCAUCUGCGCGACCGCCUCCAUUGGCGGCCUGCUCUAUGGCAUAGAUGUCGCGAGCAUGAGCGCCGUCAUUGGAACAGCCGCUUACAAGAGCGCGUUCGGUCACCCCGUCUCACACCGUCAGGGUAGCAUCGUUGCCGCCAUGCCGGGUGGUUCUUUCUUUGGCGCGGUGGUUUCUUCGCACAUCGCAGAUCGUUUUGGCCGCCGUAUCGCCAUCCAGGCUGCUUGUACCAUCUGGAUCUUCGGCACAAUUGUCUCGUGUUUCGCCGGCACUGCCGAAAGCCUCAUCGUUGGCCGUGCCAUAUCUGGUUUCGCCGUCGGUAUUUCCUCGUCCGUUGUCCCUAUCUACCAGGCAGAGAUGGCUACCAAGGCGAACCGCGGUCGUGUUAUCUCGUUCCAUCAGUGGGCUGUCACCUGGGGCGUCUUGAUUCAGUUCCUCAUCCAAUACGGCUUUUCUCAGAUGGACGGUGGCCCACUCAACCCCCACCAGAGCUCCAUGACCUUCCGUCUCCCUUGGGCUCUUCAAACCAUUCCUGCUGUCGUUCUUUUCAUCAUGAUGUAUUUCCUCCCUGAGUCGCCCCGUUGGUUCGCAGUCAAAGAUAACUGGACCGAGUCCAUCAACGUCCUGACCAAGGUCCACGGCGGUGGCAAUGUCAACCACACCUCCGUCCUAGCCGAGUUCAGACAGAUCGAGCGAUCCCUGGAGGACGAUGAAGGAUCCUCCUACGCGGCCCUGAUCGAUAGUCGCAUGAUCUCCCGUGUCAUCCUAGGCGUAUCGAUCCAGUCCUGGGCUCAGCUCAGCGGCAUCGUCAUCCUGAUGUCGUACAUUGUCCUGAUCAUGGAGACGACCGGCGUGCGCGAUCCCCUGCUCGCGGCUUCGGCCCAGUUCCUAAUCAGUGUCGUGCUGACCAUCCCCGCGUUCAUGAUGCUCGACAAGUACGGCCGCCGCCCUGCUCUGCUGGUCGGUUCGGCCUUCAUGAUGGUCUGGCUCAUCGCUACCGGCUGCCUUCAGGGUAUCUUCGGCAAGAAGAACCCGCAUACCAACCCCGAGUACGACGACAUCACCUGGGUCAUGGACAACAAGCAUGCCGGCAGAGCCGUGAUGGCGUGCCUGUACCUCUUCAUCGCGACGUACGCUAUGACUUGGGGCCCUGUUUCUUGGGUCUACCCGUCUGAAAUCUUCCCGUCUAGACUCCGCGCUAAAGCCGUCUCUGUCGCCACGGCCUUCGCCUGGGUUUUCAACUUCCUGUUCGCGUACGCCGUCCCGACUCUGCUUUGGUACAUCAACUACAAAACGUACUUCAUCUUUGCUGGCUUCAACCUGGUUGCGUUCAUUCACAUGUUUAUGACCGCGCCCGAGACUAAGGGUAUGUCGCUCGAGGACAUGGACGCCGUGUUUGCGUCCGGCAGACGUCCUUGGAGCCACUACCGCGCUGGCUCGCAUCUGGACGACAUUGUUGGCUCCGUGGAGGGUGAAGACCAGGAUAGACAGCAGGCUGGUGCACAGGCGAGCGGUGAGACUCGCUGA
Messenger RNA from Aplosporella prunicola CBS 121167, 1569 nucleotides. RefSeq lists its product as uncharacterized. The transcript is spliced from 7 exons. Gene Ontology annotation, molecular function: carbohydrate:proton symporter activity. Lineage: Eukaryota; Fungi; Ascomycota; Dothideomycetes; Botryosphaeriales; Aplosporellaceae. Gene Ontology annotation, biological process: transmembrane transport; carbohydrate transport. The coding region runs from base 1 to 1569 and encodes 522 amino acids. Gene Ontology annotation, cellular component: membrane. The record is from RefSeq and is a predicted model, not a curated record.